AUGAAGCUUCUUCCUAUCUUCACAUCGACCAUCAUGCUUAGCUGCUGCAUUGCGCAGCUCUUGACCUUCUCGGUGCAGCAGGCAGAGACGAUGGACAUGCACGUAGGCAGGCUCACGGUCCUGCCGGCGUCGCUGCCGGUCUUCCCCGUCGUCUUCACCAUGGCCAUCGCGCCGCUAUAUGACCACGCAAUCGUGCCCCUCGCGCGCCGCGCGACGGGGAACGAGAUAGGCAUCACGCACUUGCAGAGGAUCGGGUUCGGGCUGGUGCUCUUGGUAGUAGCGAUGGCGAUGGCGGUGGUGGCGAAGGCGAAGCGGGUGGCGAGGCAGGUGGGGGAGGGGUCUGAGGGCCCGCUGUCGAUCACAUUCUUCUGGGUGGCGUUCCAAUACCUUUUCUUGGGCUCGGUGGACUUGUUCACGCUAGUUGGGCCGCUGGAGUUCUUCUUCAGCGAGGCGUCGGCGACGAUGCGGUCGCUGGCGACGUCACUGUCGUGGGCGUCACUGGCGUCGGGAUACUACCUGAGCUCGGUGCUGGUGUCGGUGGUGAACCGGGUGACACGCGACGGAGGGCGCGGGAGAUGGCUGUCGGGGGACAGCCUCAACCAGUACCAUCUCUCCCAUAGGGUCGCGCGACACCGUGUCGUCGCGAUGUAG
Molecule: messenger RNA, 651 nt
Organism: Zingiber officinale
Lineage: Eukaryota; Viridiplantae; Streptophyta; Magnoliopsida; Zingiberales; Zingiberaceae
Product: protein NRT1/ PTR FAMILY 4.6-like
Exons: 1
Coding region: 1-651 (216 amino acids)
Biological process (GO): transmembrane transport
Cellular component (GO): membrane
Molecular function (GO): transmembrane transporter activity
Source: RefSeq, a predicted model, not a curated record